Molecule: messenger RNA, 3312 nt
Organism: Magnolia sinica
Lineage: Eukaryota; Viridiplantae; Streptophyta; Magnoliopsida; Magnoliales; Magnoliaceae
Product: ubiquitin carboxyl-terminal hydrolase 5
Exons: 13
Coding region: 115-2922 (935 amino acids)
Biological process (GO): protein deubiquitination
Molecular function (GO): cysteine-type deubiquitinase activity
Source: RefSeq, a predicted model, not a curated record
GCACCCCAAGCGCAAGCCCAAACAAAUCCCUUCAUUUAGGUUACCCUCUCUCUCCCACCAGCGGCACUAAGAGAGAACAGCUAAAGCUGCGUCGACAGGUCUCAGCAUCAGCAGAUGGAGGGAUCAGAUCUAACCCCAGAAGAAGAACGGCUUGUCAUCAGAGACAUCACGAUCGCUGCUCAAGCUCAAUCCAAAGAAGGAGAUCUCUUCUAUCUCAUCAGUCUCAGAUGGUGGCAACAUUGGGUUGAAUAUGUGAACCAAGACAUGUCAACUACCACAAAUGGUGGACCAUUUUAUGGCUCCGAUUAUCACGAAUCAGUUGGUUCGAGUCCUCCUAAGAGGCCUUCUGCUAUUGAUAAUUCUGAUUUAAUUUAUGAUGCGGCAUCUGAGGAUUCCAAUGCUGUGAUAGAGCUUCACGAUGCUCUAACAGAAGGGCGUGACUAUAUAUUGCUACCUCAAGAAGUUUGGAAGCAACUUUAUGCUUGGUAUGGAGGAGGUCCAACAGUGACUAGGAAAACGAUCAGUUCGGGUUUGUCACAGGCGGAGUUGUCUGUAGAGGUCUACCCUCUACGCCUUCAGCUACUUGUGAUGCCCAAAGGAGACCGGGAGGUUGUCAGAAUAAGCAAAAAGGAAACAGUUGGAGAGCUUCAUAGGAAGGCUUGCGAGGUUUUCGAUCUCAUCUUGGAGCAAGUUUGCAUUUGGGACUACUAUGGUCAUCAAAAAUAUGCUUUGAUGAACAACAUGGCUAAAACACUUGAGGAUGCAAAUAUACAAAUGGACCAGGAUAUUCUGGUGGAGGUGAUCAGUGAUAGUAACGGUACUGCAUUUGGCGGUUGCGUGAGCUCUGUUCAAGACAAUGGAUCUACAGAGAAGGAUUCAACUUCUGUUGUUGUAGAACCUUGUAGGUCAAGUAUAUCUACUGCAGGGGGGUUGUCCACCACCAAAGGUGUUACUCGGAGCUGCAGUUCGGAGUUAUCACAGAGCCAGAUCCUGACUUCCCCAAUUAGAGAUGUGGAUACAUCAUAUGGAACCAGUACAAUGGGUAUGAGGGGGGCUUCUGGAGGUCUAACUGGGUUGCUGAACCUCGGAAACACUUGUUUUAUGAAUAGUGCAAUUCAAUGCCUUGUACAUACACCAGAGUUUGCUAGAUACUUUCGGGAGGAUUACCAUCAAGAGAUAAACUGGCAGAAUCCCUUGGGAAUGGUUGGAGAGCUUGCUUUAGCUUUUGGGGAGCUGCUCAGAAAAUUAUGGGCUCCUGGACGAACACCCGUUGCUCCUCGACCCUUUAAAGCAAAACUUGCUCGUUUUGCACCCCAAUUUAGUGGGUACAAUCAACAUGACUCGCAGGAACUUUUGGCAUUUCUGUUAGAUGGACUUCAUGAAGACCUGAACCGUGUAAAAGAUAAACCUUACAUCAAGUCUAGAGAUGCAGAUGGUCGAUCUGAUGAAGAAGUUGCAGAUGAAUACUGGGCGAAUCACAUUGCUCGAAAUGAUUCAAUAAUUGUUGAUGUGUGCCAAGGUCAAUACAAGUCGACUCUGGUUUGUCCUGUGUGCGGGAAAGUCUCCGUGACUUUUGAUCCAUUCAUGUACCUCUCAUUGCCACUACAACCAGCCACUACUCGUGCAAUGACUGUUAUGGUCUUCAGUAGCGACGGGAGUGCAUUGCCAACGCCAUGCACUGUAUCGGUACCCAAAAAUGGUCGGUGCAAGGACUUGAUUCAAGCACUGAGCACUGCGUGCUCCUUGAAACACGGGGAGAAGCUCUCACUUGCAGAGAUACGCAACCACUUGAUUCAUCGGUUCUUGGAGGACCCAUUAAUCUCGUUAUCCACGAUAAAGGACGACGAUCACCUUGCUGCAUAUAGGCUUCCAAAGUUUGUGAAGAAUACAAUAUUCCUUCAGUUGAUACAUCGCCGAGAAGAAUUGGAAUCUAGUAAUGCCCACAGCGCAAUGAUCUGGAAACCGUAUGGGACGCCCCUUGUUGCUUCAAUCUCACGUGAUGAAGUUGUCACAAGAGGUGAUAUACAUUCAAUAGUUCGCACGAUGCUCUCCCCCAUGCUACAAGGUGAAACACUCCGGCCUUCUCAUCUCCCUGAAACUAGCAUGACAGCUGCACAAACCUCUCGAACAAUCAAUUCCAGUGAAGCACACGAAGGCAGUUCUAAAGUAGCAGUGGCUUCCAAACUGCCUCUACAGUUGGUUGAUGAAAACAAUGCCUGCAUUGAUCUGUUGACCGGAGAAGAGAAGAUAGUUAGACUACCAACAUCGUCAGCUGCAUCAAUUCUCGUGUUUAUUGACUGGUCAAAGAAGGUAUUGGAGAAGUAUGAUACCCAUUAUCUUGAGAAUCUGCCUGAGGUGUUCAAGUAUGGGCCUGCAACCAAAAAAGCACGAACGGAGCCUCUCUCAUUGUACACAUGCUUGGAAGCUUUCUUACGGGAGGAGCCACUGGUGCCAGAAGAUAUGUGGUACUGCCCAAAAUGCAAAGAGCGACGGCAAGCGAGCAAGAAGCUGGAUCUAUGGAGGCUUCCUGAAGUGCUGGUCAUUCACCUAAAGAGGUUCUCGUACAGCAGGUCAAUGAAGCAUAAACUGGAAACCUUUGUCAACUUCCCCAUUCAUGACUUUGACUUAACGAACUACGUGGCCCACAAGAAUGGAUCGCGACGGCAGCUUUAUGAACUCUAUGCCUUGAGCAACCACUAUGGCGGCAUGGGAAGUGGGCACUACACUGCACAUAUCAAGCUUCUGGAUGAAAACAGAUGGUAUAAUUUCGACGACAGUCAUAUCUCCCCCAUAAACGAGGAAGACGUGAAGUCGUCUGCUGCUUAUGUGCUCUUCUACAGGAGAGUUAAGGGUGCUGAUGUGUCCGUGAGUAACGGAGUUCAGUCACGUGCGGAUCAUGGCAACAUCCUGGGCCGAAAGUAGAAAGAUUUUUUCUCUGGCAUGCGUGCCUUCUAGAAAGAGAAGGGCAGGUGAGGAGUGCAGUAGUUUUUAUGUAAAAUGUAUGGGCUAUUGAAUGGUUUAAGGGUUAUUUUUAGAUGUUAUCUCCCAAAAAAUAUAAAAAGAAAAAAGAAAAGAAAAGAAAAGAAAAAAAUCCCUUUGAGAUCCCAGAUGUCCCCAUGUUUUAGAACAUUUGAAAGUCCUACAUUGGAUAUGAGAGAGAGAGAGAGAGAAAGAGAGCCCUCCAAUCCAAUCUAUGUAGCUUUUAUUAUGUCUAGAUGUAUAAUGUUAGCUACACAAUGCAAGAUUAGAGUCCUUGAUUACGAUGAAAAUUCACCUUGAUUGCGUGUUAAUCGAUCAGAAGCAACCGCAUCA